AUGAGCACCAGCCAAGGCCCUUUGCAGUUUUUUUCUGGGUCCCUCAGGGGUAGUGCAGGGUGUGGUUUGGCCCAGCAAGGAACCUCUUACAGACCUGCAGGUGCAGACGGUGGUGCCAGCAGCACAUAUGCCUCCUUCUCCUCUGCCAGACCCCUCUGGCUGGCGACUGGAGGAGGGGCACCUUGGGGAGGCUUCGUUGAGCGCCACAGGGAAAGCAUCUUCCUGGGUGGGAAUGAGAAACAGACUAUGCAAAACCUGAAUGACCGUUUGGCCGCCUAUCUGGACAAGGUGCGCUCCUUAGAAGCGGCUAAUGCUCAGCUGGAAAGCUGCAUCCUGGAGUGGCACAAGACAAAGUCGCACGGAAAGAGGUAUGACUUCAACCAAUACGAGCAAAACGUCACUGACAUGCAAAGACAGAUUGAGGAUGGCAAGAUCACCAAUGCCAGUAUCCUUCUACAAAUUGAUAACGCUAACAUGGCAUCCGAAGACUUCAGGCUCAAGUACGAAGCAGAGAAGUCUCGCAGGCAGGGAGUGCAGCUUGAUGUUGAGAACCUGCGUAAGGAGCUCGACGGCCUGACUAUUACUACAACAGAUCUGGAAAUGGAAAUUGAAGGCUUGAGGGAAGAGCAUAUCCUCAGGAGGAAAGACCAUGAGGAGGAUAUGGAAGCAAAUCGCUCAUCACAAGACUUCCAAGUCAAUGUAAAAGUUAAUGCAGCACCUCCUGAGGACUUGGCCAAGAUCCUAGCAGAAAUAAGAGAAGAUUAUGAAGCCAUAAUUGAAAAGAAUCGCCAAAGCCUGGACAGUUGGUACAGAGAACAGAGCGCAGUUAUGUCCCUGGCAGCAACCCCUAACCCUGAACAGAUACAGCGCAAUGAGAACGAGAUCAAGGAUCUAAUGCGUACUUUGCAGUCCCUGGACAUCGAGCUGCAGGCACAGAUGAGCAAGAAACACAUGCUGGAGGACACCUUGGCUGACACUCGGAACUACUAUGCUGUUGCGCUUCAAAACAUGCAGCAGAUUAUCUCCAAAUGUGAGGAAGAGCUAAGCCAGGUUCGUCAUGACAUUAAGCAGCAAAAUAACCAAUACAAGGUUCUUCUUGGGAUCAAAACUCGCCUGGAGAAAGAAAUUUCCACUUACCGCCUGCUGCUGGAAGGGAACUUUGAUGGGAUAGCAAGAAAAUUGGAAUCAAAAACUAAAGGUAAAAGUGCCUUAUUUUGUUCUCUAUAG
This is a messenger RNA of Eurypyga helias (sunbittern), 1227 nucleotides long. It is a transcript of the gene KRT23, whose product is annotated as keratin 23 (histone deacetylase inducible). Gene Ontology annotation, molecular function: structural molecule activity. Lineage: Eukaryota; Metazoa; Chordata; Aves; Eurypygiformes; Eurypygidae. The transcript has 7 exons. The coding region runs from base 1 to 1227 and encodes 408 amino acids. The record is from RefSeq and is a predicted model, not a curated record.